Acomys russatus (golden spiny mouse) is the source of this 1248-nucleotide messenger RNA. RefSeq names its product beclin 2 (gene Becn2). The transcript has a single exon. Lineage: Eukaryota; Metazoa; Chordata; Mammalia; Rodentia; Muridae. Gene Ontology annotation, cellular component: phosphatidylinositol 3-kinase complex, class III, type II; phosphatidylinositol 3-kinase complex, class III, type I; phagophore assembly site. Gene Ontology annotation, biological process: late endosome to vacuole transport; cellular response to nitrogen starvation; autophagosome assembly. The coding region runs from base 1 to 1248 and encodes 415 amino acids. The record is from RefSeq and is a predicted model, not a curated record.
AUGUCUUGCACCCUCUUCCUGUGCCAGCGCUGCAAUGAGCCCCUCAAACUCUCAAAGGAGCUCCUUGCGAUGCAGAGGGCACCCUCAGAAGCCCAGGAUCAUGCCAGCCCCUCCACAGAGAUGCCGGUCUCUGGGGAACCAGAGGCCAGCACCUCCUGCACGUCUCACCCUGACGGUGGCGAGAAGUCCCAGGAACGUGUCUUUACUCUGCUUGGUGAGUUUCUCUCUCUGAGAUCUUUGACCAUUAUCCAAAAUACUACUAUAGAGACCGCUGAAAUCCUCUCGGGCCAAAAGGACGUGGAUCACCCGCUGUGUGUGGACUGCACCGAUAGUCUUCUGAUGCAACUAGACGCCGAACUCACUCUCACUGAGUCUGACAACCAGACCUACAGGAGCUUCGUGAAGAGAGAGCUGAUGGUGACUGACGAGGAGAAGCUCCAGGCUGAGCUGUUGUGUCUGGAGCAGGAGGAGGCAAAGCUGGCUCAGGAGCUGGAGGACGUAGACCACCAUUGCGCAAGAGUGGCCGCUGACCUCCAAGCAGCCGAGGCAGAGAACAAGAAGCUCUAUCAACAGAAACAGCAGUACUGGAUGGAGUAUUCGGCCUUGAAGAUGGAACAGCUGGAGCUGAUGGACCAGCUAUGCAGUGUAGAGAACCAACUGGCGUGGGCCCUGAGGCAGCAGCGGCUCUUGAAAGAGACCAGUAUCUUCAAUAGCACGUUUACCAUCUCGGUGGAGGGUCCCUUGGGCGUAAUCAACAAUUUCAGGCUGGGCUGCCUCCCGGGACUCCGGGUGGGAUGGAAUGAGAUCAACGCCGCCUGGGGACAGACAGCCUUACUGCUCUUCAGCUUGUCCAAGAGAGCUGGACUGCAAUUCCAGAGGUACCAACUGGUUCCCCGCGGGGCCCAUUCCUACCUAAAGUCCUUGACUGGGGAUGAGGUGUUGCUGUUGUUUUCCGACGGGAGCCACAGCGUCUUUUUGAAUAACAAGUUUGACUGCGGGAUGAAGGCCUUCCUGGACUGUCUGGAGCAGUUCGUGGAGAAGGCUGAGAAGGCCAAGGGAUAUCUCUGCCUGCCCUACAGGGUCCACGUGAAUGAAGGCAUGAUGGAGGAUGCCUGGGGCACUGGGGAGCGCUACGCCAUCAGGACCCAUCUGAACACCGAGGAGGAGUGGACAAAGGCCCUGAAGUUCAUGCUUACCAACUUGAAGUUGAUUCUUGACUGGGCUUCCCUAAGGUACUGCCAGCACUAA